AUGGCUCGACCUCGUCAACACGCUCGUACACCUGAGACACCAACCAACGAGCAGCUGGCUCAGAACUUGCAACAUCUCACGCAGACCAUGCAAACCUUGAAUAAAGCUCUUCUGCACAACAACCAUCCUGCCCCGCCGCCACAGCCUGCCGGACACCGGGAGGUGGGACGUCUAGUCUCGGGCCAUAGACCCACUACGUUCGCUGGAGAGGAGGACUCGGUCAUACUCGAGGAAUGGAUCCAAACCUUCGAAAAGAUCUUCUCCGUCUUAGGGUGCCCUGAAGAGCGCAGAGUGGAGUUAGCAUCUUUCUACUUCAGUCAUGAAGCUGAUCUUUGGUGGGUGCACGAGGGACCCGCAUGCCAAGAGGAGCCCGACUUCGACUGGACAGCUUUAAAGGACCGGAUGAGAGAGCAGUUUUAUCCGUCACAUGUCCGAGCUGCUAUGUACGAGGAGUUUCUACACCUCCAGCAGGGUUCAUCAUCUGUGGUGGAGUACCACAAGCGAUUCUUGGAGCUCGCUCGUUUCGCUAGGAUGCUAGUCCCCACCGAGCUUGCGAAGGUGGAGAAGUUCGUGACUGGACUCAACUAUGAGGCUCAAAAGGUGUUGACCGUGAGCAAGCCAAGGACCUUGAAGGAGGCUUAUCUGAGUGCUGCUAACUUAUACCGGGUACAACAGUUGCAGCGAGGGUUGUAUGAACUCGCUAAGAAGAGGAACGAAAGCGGUGGACCCCACAACUUCAAGAAGCCGAGACAGGACUUCCGAGCCAGAACCGCACCUUCCCCACCUCAAGGAUCAACCCGAGUAGAGUCUGGAGAACAAGCUAAGACCUUUGCAUGUAGAAGAUUUGGAAAGGAACAUGUGGGAAAAGAUUGCCAAGGACAAGCACUUCGAUGUUUCAAGUGCGGGGAAAGAGGUCACAAGGCUUUCACAUGCCCUAUACAAGCUAAUCAAAGAGCCUUGCCACCUAGCUCGGGAUCCGGUGGAACUUCGAGAGGGAGUUCAAGCCGAGGUGCAGCUGAAGCUAGACCUUCGGGUCGAGUGUUUGUGAUGGGUCGGUCCCAAGCUGAGUCGGAGGGGUUGGUUGAAGAAGAGAUGGCAGGUAACCCUUUUAUAAGUCUAUCUUUAUCUUGA
Molecule: messenger RNA, 1131 nt
Organism: Ipomoea nil (Japanese morning glory)
Lineage: Eukaryota; Viridiplantae; Streptophyta; Magnoliopsida; Solanales; Convolvulaceae
Exons: 1
Coding region: 1-1131 (376 amino acids)
Molecular function (GO): nucleic acid binding; zinc ion binding
Source: RefSeq, a predicted model, not a curated record